AUGCGGUCUUCGUUCGCUGUUGUGGCUUCGCUCCUCUCCGUGGCCAACCUGGCCUGGGCUGCUCCCUUUGCCGAAAAGGUGGACAAGCGUUCCAUGGUCGAGAAGGAUGGCGUGCGCUACAACGUCUUCGAGCACGCUGCCACCGGCGCGAAGCUGGAGUUUGUCAACAACAGCGGCAUCUGCGAGACCACUCCCGGCGUCAACCAGUACUCCGGCUACCUCUCGGUUGGCACCAACAUGAACAUGUGGUUCUGGCUGUUUGAGGCGAGAGAAAACCCCUCCACUGCCCCGCUUGCCGCUUGGUUCAACGGCGGCCCUGGAUGCUCCAGCAUGAUUGGCCUCUUCCAGGAGAACGGUCCCUGCCACUUCGUCGACGGCGCCACCGAGCCCUCGUUGAACGAGUACAGCUGGAACUCGUACGCCAACAUGAUCUACAUUGAUCAGCCCAUCGGCGUUGGCUUCUCGUACGGGACAGACGAUGUCACUUCCACCGAGACUGCUGCUCCGUACGUGUGGAAGCUCAUCCAGGCCUUCUAUGACGCUUUCCCCCAGUACGAAAGCAGGGACUUCGGCAUCUUCACCGAAUCCUAUGGCGGUCAUUAUGGCCCCGAGUUCGCCAGCUACAUCCAGGAGCAGAACAAGGGCAUUGACAGCGGCAGUGUCGACGGCCAAAACAUCAACCUGAUUGCCCUUGGCGUCAACAACGGCUGGAUCGACGCCGAGCUGCAGGAGAAGGCCUACAUCGACUACAGCGUCAACAACAGCUACAAGCAGAUCAUCAGCGCUUCCGAAGCCACUUCGUACUACAACACCUACACGAAGACCUGCCUGCCCGCCAUCCAGAGCUGCGAGAGCACAGGCACCAACACGGCCUGCGUCAACGCCGACAACAAAUGCUACAACGGCAUUGAGGGCCCGCUGACCGAGGAGGCCGACUUCAACGUCUACGACGUCCGCAUCGGCGCCAGCGUCACCGACCCGCCCGAGACCUACGCCGACUACCUCGCCCGGUCUGACGUCGUCAAGGCCAUCGGCGCGCGCUCCACCUACGCCGAGUGCCCCAACGCCGCGUACAACAAGUUCUCCUCGACCGGCGACAACCCGCGCUCCUUCCUGCCCGAGCUCAGCUCCGUCGUGCAGUCGGGAAUCAGCACCGUCGUUUGGGCCGGUGACGCCGACUGGAUCUGCAACUGGAUGGGUAACUACGACGUCGCCCAGGUCGUCGAGUUUGACGGCCAGGCCGAGUUCCGCGCCGCCGCGCUUAAGCCAUACACGGUCGGUGGCGCCGAGGGCGGUACUUUCAAGACGGUCGACAACUUCUCGUUCCUGCGCGUCUUCGAGGCAGGACACGAGGUGCCAUACUACCAGCCCGAGCUUGCGCUCCAGGUUUUCAAGCAGACGAUGCAGAAGAAGCCUCUUUCGUCAACUUGA
Molecule: messenger RNA, 1431 nt
Organism: Diplodia corticola
Lineage: Eukaryota; Fungi; Ascomycota; Dothideomycetes; Botryosphaeriales; Botryosphaeriaceae
Product: carboxypeptidase s1
Exons: 4
Coding region: 1-1431 (476 amino acids)
Biological process (GO): proteolysis
Cellular component (GO): fungal-type vacuole
Molecular function (GO): serine-type carboxypeptidase activity
Source: RefSeq, a predicted model, not a curated record